This is a messenger RNA of Podarcis lilfordi (Lilford's wall lizard), 5855 nucleotides long. Lineage: Eukaryota; Metazoa; Chordata; Lepidosauria; Squamata; Lacertidae. The record is from the annotation of a GenBank genome assembly.
AUGGAGAACAGCAGCAGCAAAUUUGACAGUCCCACCAACAUAUCCCUGGUAGGCAGCGAUAGUCCACUGGAUGUUCUCGAAUACAAGGUAAUCUCUGUCUUCCUGGUGAUGGGCAUCUGCGGAGUUGGCAUCAUCGGCAACGUCAUGGUGGUGCUGGUGGUCCUCACCACCCGUGAGAUGAGGACUCCCACCAACUGCUACUUGGUUAGCCUGGCUGUGGCUGAUUUGAUGGUUCUGGUGGCUGCUGGCCUGCCCAACAUCUCUGACAGCCUGGCAGGAACAUGGAUCUAUGGAUUUGCUGGGUGUCUUGGCAUCACCUUCUUUCAGUACUUGGGCAUCAAUGCAUCAUCCUGCUCCAUCACUGCCUUCACUGUGGAAAGGUAAGAAAAGAUUCUUAGGAGUAGCUCCGUUCUACUAGACCAGAGGUAUCCAAUGUGUUGCCCUCGAGAUGGUGUUGGACUCCAACUCCCACCAGCCCCAGCCAGCAUGGCCAAUGGCCAGGAAUGAUGGGAGUUGUAGUCUAGCAACAUCUGGAAAACCACAAGUUCCACAUCCCCAAUUUAGACCUUAGAGCAGGGAUAUCCAUCUGUUUUAUUUCUAUCUUAAAUUUAUAUGCCGCUCUUUGUCAAAGGACCGCAGAGUGGUUAACAACACAGAAUUAAACAGUGCACCCAGAUAAACCUUAAACAGCAGCAGCCUAAAAAGUAAGGGAGGAGGAAAUCAGUCUAAGAUGCAAAAACAAUGCACAAGUACACAAUCUUCUCUCUAUAUAAAAGUAGCUCUUGAUCCCCACCCUCAGAGAAAAUGACAGCCCCUCCCAGGUAUCACCUGGGAGCUUUUCUUUCUCUCCCAGUCUCUCCCCCAGGAGAUCUUCAUAUCCCUGCCCAUCAUUCAGGGUAUUUCCAUCCUCAUUCUGCCACUUCAUACAGAUGUGGUCCUUGGCCCCCAGUGGCAUCCCAGUGGCAUUGGACCAUCACUGGGCAGCCUGCUGCCUACUGCCUGACCAGCUUCUCUCUCCAUCUUGAAACAUGCCCUUUGGGUGGGUCUGAUUUGCCUGUUUCUAUGCAGUGGCAAUUAAUUAACAUUACCCCAAAUCAGUGUUAAACAAUAAGUGGCAUCCCAUGUAGGGCAAGUGUGUGUGGCUUAGUCAAAGCAACCUGGCAAGUUGAAUGGGGAGGCCAGGUGGGCCCCUGAGGCCCAUGGCUUAGAGGUUCCCCACUGCUGUUUCAGCACAGUGUUAUGUCUUUACUCACAUAUAACUUCCUCCUUUUCAUCUCUGCCAGGUACAUUGCUAUCUGCCACCCAAUGAAAGCGCAGGCAAUGUGCACAGUGUCACGGGCCAAGCGCAUCAUCACCUUUGUCUGGAUCCUCACCUCAGUGUACUGCACCCUGUGGUUCUUCCUGGUGGACAUUGCUGUCAACAAAAGCCAGCAGCUGGAGUGCGGCUACAAGGUCUCCCGCAACCUCUACCUGCCCAUCUACCUCCUCGACUUCGCCCUCUUCUUUGUCACCCCUUUGCUCCUCUCCACAGUGCUCUAUGGUCUCAUUGGGAGGGUCCUCUUCCGCAGCCCCAUCCCACACCAGCCCACUGCCUGCACCCAACGCUGGCAAGACCAGAGUUGCAAAGUAAGGAUCGGCAAAGAGAGGAAUGGCACAGAGGCCAGCCGGAGCAAGGCCAGUGGUUCAAGAACCAGGGUGCCCGUCUCCUCCAGGAAGCAGGUAACGCAGAGCCCUCUGGAGAUUGCCAGGUGCUGCCAAGUUCAGGCCAAUGGGCAGGCAGGUUCAGCCUCGGGGGGGGGGGGGGGCUGGAGAGAACAGUGUCAUGCUGGCAAGAGGUCCAAAAGCGCAGCAGUGUAUUCUAUGACUGACACAAUUAUAGUGUGUUAGUGGCGGAUUUGUUCUGGACUGUCCACACAUCAUUUCACUGUCUUAUUUGUUCUGUGAUGCUCCCCCAGUGUUAUUGACUGAUGGAUUAAAUAUAUUUAUAUCCUGCCUUUCUCCCAAGAUGGGAUUGAAGGCAGCUUACAUUUAAAAUAUUGAUUAUAAAACAGAAAAAUAAAAACAAACUAGUUAAAAACAAAAAUUAAAACCCUUUUAAACUGAGGAUCUUUGCAUCCAGAUAGGUUCAUAUAGGGAGAUACAUUACUUCAUUAUUGCCAUCUACUGUAAAAGGGCAUAUUUGCAUGACAGCACAACAGAAGUGGGACAAGUAAAAUAAACUGGAACGUUUAUAAGAUAAGAAGGUAGAGGGUUUCAAAGGAAGGUUAUGGGGCUUGCACAGACUGGAAACCAAGCAGUAUGUCUGGCACAAAGCUUUUGCAGGUGGAAAGAGGAUUGAAAGUGGAAUUGCAUGUGACCACCCCAAUACUAUCAUGAGCACAAAUCAUGAUGAAUGUGCAAUAAAGGGGGGGGGGUUUGGAGGGACCCAUAGAUAGCCUUGCAAGCCUAAAGUCUGCCCGGCCCUGAUCUUUGGUGAGGUAGGGAUAUAGAAGUGCAGGAAGCUGUCAUGCAAAAUACACCCGCUGAAAUCACCUUUUUAACCCGUCUAUUAAAGAUGCAGGGGGGGGGGCUGUGCUCCCAUCCUCCCUGAUUUAGCAGCUCUAAUCUGUGGAUAGACCCAGCAUCUAGAUUACAUCUUUCCACCCACUGCUGUAGCCUCCAAUUGUUUCCCUGGCUUAUUUUACCUCCCCUCUCAGUUCUUAAUUAAUACCAAUGCUCUGAUUAAUGUUAAUAUUUAUAAAGCACACCUUCAGAGAAAAUGUAACAAGGUGUUGUACAGCAUAAAACCAUGAUACAAAAGUAGCAAUAGUAAAAACAUCAAUAACUUAUCAAUAAAAAAGAGUUGAUUUUAAAAACCACACAACCCAGCACAUUCCAAAACCCUGUCCCAAUGAUGCAGUUUUUAAAACAUGUCCGAAAGAAAGCAGAAUUGACUUUUGGUCAGGAUUGGCUGACCAGAACUCAGGGACACAGUGGGCCACCAAACGUGUCUCAUCGGAAGAUGUUGGUGGCCUAUAUGGAGCAUAAGGAAUCAGGAUGUGCUUCUGGGCAUGUGCAGAAUGCAUUUGCUUCCCCAACUAACAAACAAAUAAAUCCCAAGCUGAGCAGAAGGGACGAAGGGUUUCUAAAUAGUAACGUGAAUUUCCAAGCAGAUCCAAGUCCUUUUUAAAGAAUCACUCAUAUGAUGUGUCACCUUCCCUUUGCCAACAUUUGUCUUGUUUGGCAUGCCAACACGUUGGUUUUGCAUGGAAUUGAAUUAUCACCACUGCCGUCUGCCAAGCAAGGAGCCAGAAGCAUUCUCAGAGCCUUCAUCAACAUUGCACGGUGGCGAUGGCUUUGACACUGUUUUGUUUUAAUUCUUUGGAAAGAGUCCUGGUACGAAAAGGGCAGGCUGAAAAGAAAAUUCUAAAGUGAAGCUGCACAAUAGACGGUGCCGCUCCCACCCCGCAAAUCCAGGGCUGAUGGUGGCUUUGGGAAAUGCUUCUCUUGUUCCUACUUGUUCGUUGGUGGAUUUGUAAAACGGCUCAACAUCCAGAGAAACACCGAGAAAUAAAAUAUACAUAUAAAAAAUACAGAUCAUAAACAAUGAGAAUUAAAAAUGACAGAAAUAAAGUCAGCUAAUUUGGGAAGGCUUGGGAGAAAAGCUUUUGACAAACGUUGAACAUGUCAUGAUGCUGGGGCUUGCUUCACUUUUGGAAUGAGAGAAUUCCAGAGAACUGGUGUCACGAUGCUAAAAGCAUGUGUUGGAUUUAAAGCACUUUUAUUCCACACUUGGAAAUACAGUUGAAAAAGACUUCCAGAUACCAGUGAUAGGGCAUCCCCUGCCCUUAAGAGACAUAAGAAGAGCACUGCUGGAUUGAGCCAAUGACCCAUUGAAUCCAGCAUCCUGUUCUCAAGGUGGCCAGGUAGAUAGCUGUGGGAAGCCCUCAAGAACAUGAGUGCAGCAGCACUCUCCUCUCCUUUGCUUUCCGGCAACCGGCAUUCAGAAGCAUUACUGCCUCCAGCUAUGGAGGCAGAGCAUAGCCCUAAUGGCUAGCAGCCAUCACUAGCCCUUGCCUCCAUGAGUCUGCCCAAUUCUCAUUUAGAGCUGUCCAAAUUGGUGGCCAUCACUGUCUCCCAUGGGAGCGAGUUCCAUAGUUUAACUGUGCGCUGAAUGAAAAAGUGCUUUCCUUUCUCUGUCCUGAAUCUUCCAAAAUUCAGCUUCAUUGAAUGGCUGUGUCUUCUAACGUUUCUCUAUCAACUCCAUGCCACAAAAAGAAGGGCUGAGAGGGAGAGGGGAAAAAACAAAGCUCUUUGCUGCAAAGCUCUUGUAAUGACCAGCCGAAAUGGAACAUUUUGUAAAAGAGGAGCCAAAAGUUCUUAGUCUUCCAAGUGAGCCAGUGGAGAGACCUUGCAGUUCCAUCUCUCCCUGUUUACACACAGGAAAGGAGUGCUCUAAGGUGGCAAUGGUCGAAUGGUGAUGCAAGGGCUGCAUUUGGGGCCAGGCACUAAGCAAAUAAGAAACAGCCCUACUGACUUGGAUUAUUAUUUUUUUUAACUGAAUGCUUUGCAGCAUGCUGCUUCCCACAGUAGCCAAAAGAGGCUUUCAGGAUACCCUCCAGCAGAGGCACGAGAGGAAGAGCCAUCUCCCUUGUUGUUGCUCCCCAGCAAAUAGUAUUGUGAGAUAGACUGCCUCUGAAAAGAGAGGCUCCAUCCAGAUUUCAUAGCAAAUGGCCAUACAGUGGAUCUCUCCUUCUCUGUGAGUUUGUCCCAUGCCCUUUUUAUUUGCUCAUAUCUAUUUAUUAAAAUUGAUAUACUGCUUAAUUGCAAAUAAAUAAAUCUGAAAGUGAUUUACAAAAAGAAUAAAACAAUGAGAUUAUCAGUAAAAGGAACUAUUUAAAACAUUCAAAACUAAUUAAAAUCUAUGAUAAGCUAAAAAUCAGUUUUAUUCAUGCAUUUAAAUUGAGCAUUUAAAAUCCAGGUGCAAGAGUCAAAUUAAGUGUCAAGACUAUCCUGAGACCACAAUACACUUUGGUUAUCUUGCAGUUAUGCAGCACAAGUAAAUCUGUAUCACGUGCAAGGGAAGCACCACCAUCUCCUUCAAACCUGAAGGACCUUCAAACCUAUAGAGUCUCAGUACGGUUCAAUUACUGCACAGAUAUCCAUCAUCUUCCAAAUGCAGGUUGCUCUUAAAUGCCCAUUAAACAUACAAGGUGACAGAAAAUUUACUUUUGCUGCAAAAAUCUUGUCAACACGAAGAAAAUGUAUGCAAUAUAAAAAUGGCCUGUCUCAUUCCUACACCUUUCUGGAACAGAUCCUGGCAAUAUGUAGAAUUGGUGUAGAAUUUUCUGAUCUAUGACAUCCCAAACAGGCAAGCAAAUGGAAAAAGCAACUGAAAACCUGCAACUUGUUAAAGACAUCCAAGCCACCUCUCUCUCUUUUUGGCUCCUCUGCAGGUGACCAAAAUGCUGGCCGUGGUGGUGGUCCUCUUUGCCCUCCUCUGGAUGCCCUACCGGACUCUGGUGCUGGUGAACUCCUUCAUGGAGCGCCCCUACCUGAACCGCUGGUUCAUCCUCUUCUGCAGAGUCUGCGUCUACGCCAACAGCGCCAUCAACCCCAUCAUCUACAACCUCAUGUCCCAGAAGUUCCGCCUGGCCUUCAAGAAGCUCUGCAAGUGCGGGAAGGUGGAGCAGCAGCCAAGGCACAGAUUCUACGCAGCCUCCAGCAUGAAGAAGGAACCUGACUCCCACCCGCAUGGGGACAUUAAGGCUAAGGGGCCACCGUCCCCAGGAGGAGGCGAAGAGGAGGACUUGCCUGCUUUGGAGCAGGUGCCUGCACCUGAGAAAGAGAAGGAGCCGUAUUUCAGCGUGCUCUAA